Exaiptasia diaphana is the source of this 1784-nucleotide messenger RNA. RefSeq names its product probable tubulin polyglutamylase TTLL1. Gene Ontology annotation, molecular function: tubulin binding; ATP binding; metal ion binding. Gene Ontology annotation, biological process: protein polyglutamylation; microtubule cytoskeleton organization. The record is from RefSeq and is a predicted model, not a curated record. Lineage: Eukaryota; Metazoa; Cnidaria; Anthozoa; Actiniaria; Aiptasiidae. Gene Ontology annotation, cellular component: cilium. The transcript has 14 exons. The coding region runs from base 149 to 1405 and encodes 418 amino acids.
GAUCUACAAGAUGAAAACAUGGGAGUUUAGAUAGUGUUUUUUUCUUCAGUUUUUAUUUUGAAUUUUCUAUAAACUAGUGCUUAUAGUAAUGCCGAUUAGUACUAUUUAAKCCAUACUCGAGUGAGUCGUGUUGUCUGACAAUUCAAUCAUGGCGAGGGUGCGAUACAUGUGCGAUGUUGAUAAAUCUGUUCUUGUCAACAAUUUUGAAAAGCGYGGAUGGGUUCCUUGUGCUGAUGAUGAGGACUGGAACUUCUAUUGGGCAAGUGUGCAAACAGUCAGGGCAAUAUUCAAUGUGGAUACUGGAUACAGACUAGCUGAUGACCAGGUCAUCAAUCAUUUCCCUAACCAUUAYGAGCUCACUAGAAAAGAUCUGAUGAUGAAGAAUAUCAAAAGAUAUCGCAAAGAACUUGAAAAAGACAAUAAUCCUUUAGCUGAGAAAGAUGAACUUGGAAGAUAUCUUCACUUGGAUUUUAUUCCUGUGACAUUCAUUUUACCUGCUGAUUAUAACUUAUUUGUGGAGGAGUUUAGAAAAUACCCAUCAAGCACCUGGAUUAUGAAGCCGACAAAUAGAUCUCAAGGAAAAGGCAUAUUUCUCAUCAAUCGUCUGUCUCAGCUAAAGAAGUGGUCCAAAGAUAGCAAAGGAACUCCAUUAAUGCAUGUAACUGGAAGAGAUGCAUACAUGAUCUCACGAUACAUUGAUAAUCCUUUGCUUAUUGGAGGAAAGAAGUUUGAUUURCGUAUUUAUGUGACAGUCACAUCAUUCAGACCACUGAAAGCAUAUGUGUACAGACAUGGUUUUUGUAGAUUUUGUACAGUACAAUACAAUGCAAGUUUGAGUGAACUUGAUAAUGUCUUCAUUCAUCUUACAAAUGUUGCUAUUCAGAAACAUGGGGAUGAUUAUAAUUCUCAACAUGGUGGGAAGUGGACUGUGAAGAAUUUAAGAUUAUACCUGGAGGGAACCAGAGGAAAAGAGUUGACAGAUAAGCUAUUUGAUGAUAUUAACUGGUUGAUGGUGCAUUCUCUUAAAGCUGUUCAGAAUGUCAUUGCCAAUGAUCGACACUGCUUUGAAUGUUACGGAUAUGAUAUCAUAAUAGAUGAUAACCUGAAACCUUGGCUAAUUGAGGUUAAUGCAUCUCCAUCUUUGACRUCUACCACAAGUGCAGAUAGAAUAAUGAAAUACAACUUAAUCCAUGAUACUUUAAACAUUGUUGUACCAAAUGGAGAAAUCCCUGAUGUACGAUGGAACAAACUACCGUCUAAAGAGGCAUUGGGUAGCUAUGACAUUCUUUAUGAUGAAGAAUUAGCACAACAGGAUGUUGUUGACAGGGACCUCAAAUCAAGAACUGGCCAGGGAGGGGUGGGUAGGGGCAGCAAAGACAAGCCUAAGCCUACAACAUGGAAGUAAAAUUAAACAUUUUGUUUUCUUUAUUUCAUGCACAUACUAGUAAUUUAUUCUUGAAGCAAUGUAAAAACCYGUAAAUAGAUAUUGUACUGAUAUAUUAUAAAUGCAAUUAAAAGUAUGAAAAUUCUAUGUAUGGUAGAGUGGACACAACUCUGGCAUGUGAACUCAAUGCAUAACACAGAAUUGAAUUUGUACAGUAUGAUCAGGUUGUUGUUGGUGAUCCUAGACUAAGAAAUACUCCUAAAAGAUACCAAUUAUGCAGGUCCUUUAUCCCUGUAAGACCUCAGCUCAAAAUGAACACAUUUAGUUGAGUAGACAUGUGGAAAUGCACUUAACUGAUUUAUGUCUCUUCUGAUUGGUCAAUGAACAAUAAACAUACUUA